CACCGCAGCAGCUGGACCUGGCGGCGAUCGUACAGGCCGUUAACUCGGGGAUCGCGUCCGGGGACACCAUGGCCACGUUUGUCGCCGCCACGGACGACAUCGUCGUUGAGCUCCAGCGCAUCGCUGAAGCUGUCGACGCGGCGCCCCCAGAACAGGUCCCGGAUAAACUCGCCGCCAUGGCAGACUACAUCGAGACAAACCUCACCGACCGUUUGCGGCCAGGGUCCGCCGCCUCGAAGAGAAGCUCGAGACUAUGGCCGAUCGCCAGCAAGAGAUCCUGAUUGGACAGCAGGAGGCAGCCGCUAGCCAGCGCGUCACUCAUGACAGGAUUGUCGACGCUCUCGCCAACAUGAGCCGCAGCAACCAGGCGGGACCGGGCUUCACCAACCUUGGCCCCGCGGCAGUCCCUCACUCCAAAGACACCAUCUCGGCCGCCUCAUGUCGUACGGAAUCGUCGAAGGACCCCCAGCAGAGCUAAGCGCUCGCAACAGACCGAAUCGGAGCGGCCCGUAUAAGCAGGCCCGGCAGGAGGACCCCGUUGACAGCCGCGGCAUUCCUAGCGAUCCAGCCAAGCUCGGCCGCUACAGAAUCACCGAACUUGCUCGCCUCAUCUGCAUGCAAGCGUCGAAGUCCAACACCUACUUCCCCCAGCAGCAGGACAUGCUCGACGUCCUUGCCGAGGUGGGCGUGGAAGCCAAGAUGACCAGCAUUGCUGGCAAUUAUCUCAUGGAGUGCGUUGCGAUCAACGGCGGUUCGAGGUGCAAGACCUGGCGCCUUGUCACGACCAACUCGGCGGCCAAGGCGGCCAUGAUGCGCCGCUUUGAGCAGUUCAAGGUGCCGCUCAAAGAUGCUGGACUGGAGGCCUCCGACUGGACCUGGGGCAGGAGGUAUUAGAGCAAUUCGGGCUCUGUUACUUGUGGCUGGUACAUUGUGAGCCGCAAUUCGAUAAAGAUCCGAUGCGCGGGCUUUACAACAUCGCAUCUAUGAACGCUUUUAUCUCAGUGGCGCCGUCUUUGCCAACUGGCAGCUUUUAGCCGUCAUCAACCGCUGUCGUUCGCUAAGUUGCUGCACAAGUCGUACCAACUGUU
This is a messenger RNA of Klebsormidium nitens, 1088 nucleotides long. NCBI's taxonomy places the organism in Eukaryota, Viridiplantae, Streptophyta, Klebsormidiophyceae, Klebsormidiales, Klebsormidiaceae. The record is from the annotation of a GenBank genome assembly.